Cannabis sativa is the source of this 1512-nucleotide messenger RNA. Its product is annotated as probable purine permease 11. The transcript has 2 exons. Gene Ontology annotation, molecular function: purine nucleoside transmembrane transporter activity. Gene Ontology annotation, cellular component: membrane. The coding region runs from base 161 to 1354 and encodes 397 amino acids. Lineage: Eukaryota; Viridiplantae; Streptophyta; Magnoliopsida; Rosales; Cannabaceae. The record is from RefSeq and is a predicted model, not a curated record.
UAAGGAAGUUGAGUUUGACUUUGCAACUGCCAAAUACAGAGGAGUGCAGGUUGUAAAAAAUUGACUUAAGAUGAGAGUGUUUGUUUUCUUUCUUUAGAUUCCUUAUCAUUACAAACCCUUUUAAUUAAUUAUUUUCAUUUAAUUUAAUCUGAGGAGUUUCAUGGAGCCUCCUGUAAGAGAGCUUCAACUUCAAAGCAGAGCUGAUGAUGAUGAUCACCAUGGCCAAAAUCCAAACACAGACACCUCUGCUACACCUUCUUCUGUCACUAAUCGAUUUUCGCUUCCCAAGCUCAUUCACUACAAGUGGUGGUUUCGGGUGAUGAUCUACAUCGUUUUUAUAAUCGCGGGCCAAUCUGCAGCCACUCUCUUGGGAAGAUUGUACUAUGACAAAGGUGGGAACAGUAAAUGGAUAGCAACACUAGUUCAAUCAGCUGGCUUCCCAAUUUUGAUACCUCUUUUAUUCUUCUUUUCAUCACCAAUAAAACCCAACAACACAACAACACAACUCAAGAAAAAACUACCUUCUCUAGCUCUCCUUUACUUCUUUUUUGGCUUAAUUUUGACAGCAGAUAAUUUGAUGUACUCAUAUGGACUCCUCUACUUGCCUGUAUCCACUUACUCCUUACUAUGUGCCACUCAAUUGGCUUUCAAUGCCUUGUUUUCGUUCUUUCUCAACUCGCAAAAGUUCACUCCUUUUAUACUCAACUCUCUUGUCCUUCUCACCACCUCUGCUUCCCUUCUUGCACUCAAUGCAGACUCAGACGAACAAGACUCGAGUAGUAGUACUAAAUUCUCUAAGAGAAAAUACGCGAUAGGCUUCUUAACUACCCUCGGGGCCUCUGCAGCCUAUGCAUUGUACCUUUCCUUAUUGCAACUAUCUUUUCAAAAGAUUUUGAAGGCAGAGACAUUUUCUAGUGUGUUGAAUAUGCAAAUUUACCCUUCUUUUGUAGCAACAUGUGGUUGCAUUGUGGGGCUUUUCGCGAGCGGGGAAUGGCGAGGCUUGGGGAAAGAGAUGAAUGAAUAUUACCAAGAGAGUAAGGUGUCUUAUGUUAUGACAUUGGUUUGGACUGCUUUGACAUGGCAGAUUUGUUCUGUGGGGUUGUUGGGUUUGAUUUUUGAAGUGUCUUCUCUGUUCUCCAAUGUUAUAAGUACCUUGGCUUUGCCUGUAAUUCCCAUUCUUGCUGUGAUUUUCUUUCAUGAUAAGAUGAAUGGGUUGAAAGUCAUAGCUAUGGUGUUGGCCAUAUGGGGUUUUCUUUCUUAUAUCUAUCAACAUUAUCUUGAUGACUUGAAACACAAGGCACACAAAAGUGAGAGUAGUGAGAUUAUUUCUAGGAGAAUAGUUGAAGUUUGUUGAUGCAAAAUUGUCAAAUAUAGAGAUUUCAACUUUUACUCUUGACUCUUUUUAGGGGUUUGAUUAUAGACAAACUUCAAAGUUAUUGUUUUCUUUGUACUAGUGUUACUGGUUUUUAUACAAGUGGUAGAAAAGUAUACACUUACGAAAAUUUGACAUAA